UUCAUUCAGUAGCUAACCACCAGAAGUGACAGUGACACACUAACUGCACUCACCAGUCAGUAAAUGCUAGCUACCAUAUCCACCUACAGUAUUUUUGUAUGGAAUUGUCUUGUAUUGGACCUUGAUGUUCUACAUUACACCUCCAAAAAUGGUGACUAAUUUAUAACUGAAGGCUCUGGGAUAUUGUUCUCUGUUGAAACAUUGAGAGAAAAGUAAAGUGAAAUCUUUGAUAUUGUCGGAAAAAUGAAGACAAGAUGAUUAAGAUUGUAAAGAGUCACUCAUAAUUUUGACAUAUUAAAGACUUGUGUAAGGUAGUGUGUGUGGUGGUUGAACAAUGGCAGGUGUAACGGAAUUAAUAACAGUAUUGAGGGAGGAUUUACCAACAACAACACUCCAACCAUCGCUAGUAAACCAGUGUGAGACAAUCCAGUAUGCAUUUGACAUUCCAAUGUCCAUUAUUUGCUGUUUGUUGCUUAUAUUUGGAAUCAUAUUUAGUUUUUUUGGUUAUCGAUGUUUCAAAGCAGUGAUGUUCUUAGUUGGUUUUAUGUUUGGAGCCGUUGUUGUAUUAAUCAUUUGUGAGGAAGAAGAUCUACUUUCAACAGGUGCAAAUGCAGGUAUCGCAGUUGGCAUUGGCCUUUUAUUUGGACUAAUUACCAUGCUAGUGCAGUAUAUUGGACUAUUCAUGACUGGAUUCCAGCUCGGUCUUCUCAUUGGAGUCUCCACUCUUAUCAUUCUGGAGCAGUUUUACCAUCCAACGACAUUCUGGUUUCCAGUAGGGAUCACGUUUGGUUGCGGGGUUGUUUGUGCGCUUCUCACGUUGCAGUGGCAGAAGUCCAUGGUUAUUCUAUCAACAUCCAUCACCGGUGGAUCGACAGUCGUCGUCUGCUUGGAUUACUUUAUGGAGAUGUUUAUAAUGGUGAAGUAUGUUUAUGAUCGAAUGCGUGCAAACGAGUCCAUCUCUGUGUGUUGGUACAGCUGGUUGAUAUUAGCCGUAUGGCCGAUUGUUGCCGUUGUCGGAAUUAUAGUUCAAAUACGAGUAACAGGAAAGGAUUAUGAUCAUAAAGAAGUGGCCAAGCCAAGGACUCGUCCAGCAACAAAACGAAUGGAGUUGUACAAAAUACGUCAACAGGAAUCGCGGAAUAUGAAGCAGCAAAGGUAUCGUUACUUACACCAAAUCCGGCGAUAUAAUGGCGAUAUUGUGACACCGAGUUACCUACAAAGUGUUCAUGAUGCCAUGUCGCCAGACCUUCCAGAAAUCAUGGGAACGUACACAAAUGUACCCCCCUCGCCACCACCUAAGGGCCUCACUGAUUUACCACCAUUACCAGAUAACUUUAGCGACACCACCACCGACGAUAACAACAGGUUUAGCGCGGGCCAGUAUUUUGAUGACCCUCGCCAAAGUGAGGGUCACUUUUCUUUUCACGAACAGAACCGCAAUAGUGCGCACUCGAAAAAAUUUGAAGACAGUCAUCGUAGUCGCCAAAGUCCACGCAGCAGCCACAGUCAACGCAACAGCUUUCUUGAAGAGUUCACAUAUGUUGAUGAAAAUCGUGAUAGCGUUGGACAAUACUCAUACGUAGACGACAGCACACUGCCAAUGCCUGUAUGACAGUCUGCGAAUAUUUAUGAAAUGUCUCUCCCAAAUGAAGAAGAACCGAUGUAUCAGAAUGACCUGAGUUAAUUUUGCAGAAUUCCACUGUUUUAGUGAAUUUCUGAGAAAUAUUAGUACCAAAGCAACUCUUAGGGAAUGCUUUGUACUGAGAUUUGCAGCAGUUCUUCCGGGAUAGACACUUCAUAAAUAUUCUUGAACGAUAAUGGUAAACAUAACCAAUGCUGUAUAUUUUGUAGAUACUCAUCGAUUUUAAUUAUGUUCAAUAACUAUUGUAUAUAUCUAAAGAUAUUGAUAACAGUGUAAUUUUUUUAAAGAAAAUUGCUGUUAAUGCGUGGUGCAAGAAAAAUGCAAAUUAAACUAGGACAAGCCUUACUAUAAAGGCAAGGAAUGGAAACAGAGGGAGUGAAUGAAAAUAACAACAGAGGAAGGGAACUGAAAUGAUAACUGAAAGAAUGAAAAUGAUAAAAGAGGAAGGGAAUGGAAAUGGCACCAGAAGAGAAUGCAAAUGAAAACAGAGGGAGGGAAAGAAAAUGGCAAUAAGGAAAUAGAUUUAUUACAAUGGUAUCAGGAGGGAAUGGAAUGACAGCGGCUGUGUAUAUAUAUAGAGAGAAAUAAGGGUUAACACUAAGCCCAGAUAGCUGUGCUGACAUUAGCAAUGAAUAACUAAAUUAGGAAAAUACAUGCGUGCAGAUUUUUAAUAAACACAUUAAAGCAUGCUUUAAGAUGUUUGACUUUUAUUCUGGUUUUUCAAUAUACUUUAUGGUGACAAUGACCAGAUACUGUACUGUUGACACUUGAAACUGGAAUAUGUGGUAGUGCAUCAGAUAUGCCAAUAAUAAGUUUAAUAAAAGUGUAGAUACAAAUUGAAUUUGGUUAAUAAAUUAAUUACUGUAUUAUUAAAUUUAAUCAGGCCUCACAGGUUAAAUAAUAAUUAGAUCAAAAUAGGAAAAAUGUUUAAUAAUUACAUGUACACUAUUUGAAAAAAUAAAUGAAUAAACUGUUAUUACUUAUGAAAAUAUUUUAAUGCCGCCUACUCAACAUGUUAUAGUGUGAUAUUCCUAGAGAGAUUUCUGAACAUAUUUGAAGGAAUACAAACAGUUACACAUGCUAACAGUAGGAUUAUUAUUGUAAUCCUUGUAUUUGAAUUUGGAGGCUCUCUACUUUCACUUGUUGCUAUCUUGUUUGUUCAGCUAAGCUAAUAAUUCUUACAAUAAUUAUGAGUGUAGCAGCCAAGUCAAGGUACUGAAUUAACAAGACCACAACAGGAAGAUUAGACUACCAUUUAACAGUUAGUACUUUUGAACUAGAUUUUUGUUGGUGGAAUAAUUCUGUAUUUUGAGGGUUAUAACAGAAUGGUUAAUUUAAUUACUGCGAUAUUUAGUCAGACAGUGGGUCAAAUGGUAGGCCAGACAGUGAGUUGAACAAUGAGUCACACUGUGCUGUAAGCUCUGCCACACUAUGUGACAGAACCCUGUGUGUGUGGACCAAGACAAAUAAUUGAGUCAGACAAGAACCCUGUGUGUGUGGACCAAGUCAAAUAAUUGAGUCAGACUAACCAUGACAAGGGACAGGCAAUGGGGUCAGACCAUGUUAUAGAACAUGUCAGGGGGCUAGAACGAUUGUCAGAUGUUAAGUAAGAACGAAUGACUGAGGCAUCUUUGUGGAAAGUUUUUAGUUUGUGCCAAACAACCUUGGCAUUUAAAAAAUGGCAUUUUUGAAUCAACAUUGUGCAUCACUUUUUGGCAGAUAUAGUGAUUUUAGUAUAGGCUUAUAAAUAUUGGCAUCAAUAAAAAAAAAUCAUAACCUUGCCCAGACUGAAUAUUUGUUGCGAGAGAGAAUGAAACUUUCUAUAAAGACCGAGGCUUGACGAAUUGUUGCAUUAAGAGUUGUUAACCAGCAAUAAUACAGAUCUAUACAUUGUCAAUGUGUAUUGAUUCCUUUGGUGUGAAAUACUUGAAUGAACAAAGAUAAUCAUAAUAAUAAUCAGGCAUUUGUGAAAUUGUAUCAAUUUUCUGCUAGGUAAAAAUGCCUAUACUAUAUUUAUGUUUUCACAUUUUGUACUAAAAUGUUUGUUUUUGCCUUGAUUUGCUUCCAUGUAGGCCUACACUAGCAAUGUAAGCACUUCAGACAGAUGUUUAGUAUAGGUUGUUUGUACUGUAUUAAAACUGGAACAGCUGAAGUUUUGGAAUUACAUUAUUAUAAGGGGUUAUUACUGUAAAUACAAUUUGAAUAGACAGAUUAAAAACAGGAUAAAUUGACUAAUUAAAAAAAAAAAUUAAUAUACUGCAUGUAUGCCAUGUCUGGUACUGGUAGGGCAAAUGAGCAUGUAUGCUAUGCCUGGUAGGGCAAAUGAGCAUGUAUGCUAUGCCUGGUAGGGCAAAUGAGCAUGUAUGCUAUGCCUGGUACUGGUAGGGCAAAUGAGGUAAGCGGUAUUGGGAACCAAGCAGUGAUGGGUGCUCAAUAUUUGCUGCCUGGAAUUUUAUGCACAGUAAUGUCUCUUAAUGUUAUAAAAAUAUGGUAGUGCAUGGGUUCAGGAAGAGAGUAAUUUUAGAAGGACCUACAGAAUGCUUCACACAUCCACUGCACUGUAAUCAAAUUACAGUACGGGAGUCAGCAAGGUUCAGUGUCAGUGACCCUAGCCCAACCCUACUCCCUCCCUUAUUUUCUGUAAGCCUGAUAUAACCUCAGUGACAUACAAGUUUGGCUUUAUAGAUUAGGAACUGUCCAAGACAGUAAUGACCCCAAAGGUCUCUCAUGUGACCCUUUGGUCAGAAUUUCCUCUGAUUAUUUUAAGUAUGGCUGUUCAAGGGACAAGUUUAUAUAGAAUUCUGCACCAGUUGUUAAUACAGGUAUAUGAUUUAUUAAUUGUAUAAUUUAAAUAAAUUUGUUUUCUCCCUUAGGCCUCUUUGGGGGGACAAGUUUAUAUAGAAUUCUGCACCAGUUUUUAAUAUUUGAUUUAUUAAUUGUAUAAUUAAAAUAAAUUUAUUGUUUAGGAUUAAUUACAGAACUAGAAAACAAAUUUAUCCUAAACAAUAAUGUGAUAAUUUAUUUAUUGGCAGUAUAUGUAUAAUAAAUUGUUUGUUGUGUUUCUUAAUACAAUACUUGAAUUUUGUUUUUGGUGUUUCACUGUUUGUCCACAUUGAGGAAGGUGUGGUCAGAUACUUUACUGAAUUUUCUUUAAAAGGUAGAAGUAGCCACUCCGCACAAAUCUGCAUGGCAAGAUAUUACCUUAAAUGUCUCUGUUAUGAAGUACAGUUGAACUUGCCUAAGUCAAAUCCAAAAUGGCAUUGACAAAUUUGACUCGGAUUAAAUUAGAAAAUAUUCAAGAUUCAAGUUAGGCAAUUUUAACUGUUCUCUGUUGUUGCUAAUUCUCAAUUAAUUUCUUUGUGGAAAACUACUUUGAAAAAGGAUUCGUAGUCUGAAAAGGCAAUUAACAAGCAUAUAGGGCUGCUUAUUCUUAUCGUCUCUGACACCACCACUAUUAUUUCAUACACCAUUGUUAUUUUUAUAUGCAAGAUCAAAGCCAGGCAUAAACUAUCAUAUUUUUGUCUGUUUGAUAUUAGACUGAUGAAGUAUUAUCAACUCCUGCAGUCUGAGAUAUAUCAGUACCUUAUCGAACCAUGAGGCUUACAGAGAAAAAUAUACUUAUGCUGGCUUUAGUGAUGUUAAGUUUAAUAACAGAGCCAAUACUUAUGAACCCAAUGCAUGUAUGGUAUUAAACAUCCCAAGGGGUGUAGGAUGAUGCUAGCAGCUUAUGUUGUUGUCUCUGCUCUUUUGAUGACCUCCCAAUAUGAGACAUGUUAAUGUUCUACAACCGUAUGUGCUGUCUAUGUUCUUAUUUUUGACCUCCUAUAUGAGACAUGUUAAUAUACUAUUAUAGAUGCAUUAUGUUCUUGUUACCUUUGAGAUGUGUUACUUAAUGCAAUAAACUAUUUUUGAAAGGCCAUAA
Messenger RNA from Anneissia japonica, 5564 nucleotides. RefSeq names its product transmembrane protein 198-like. Bases 335 to 1612 code for a protein of 425 amino acids. Gene Ontology annotation, cellular component: plasma membrane. Lineage: Eukaryota; Metazoa; Echinodermata; Crinoidea; Comatulida; Comatulidae. The transcript is spliced from 5 exons. The record is from RefSeq and is a predicted model, not a curated record.